Molecule: messenger RNA, 2052 nt
Organism: Drosophila montana
Lineage: Eukaryota; Metazoa; Arthropoda; Insecta; Diptera; Drosophilidae
Product: bifunctional 3'-5' exonuclease/ATP-dependent helicase WRN-like
Exons: 1
Coding region: 1-2052 (683 amino acids)
Biological process (GO): double-strand break repair via homologous recombination; DNA replication
Cellular component (GO): cytoplasm; chromosome; nucleus
Molecular function (GO): ATP binding; four-way junction helicase activity; 3'-5' DNA helicase activity
Source: RefSeq, a predicted model, not a curated record
AUGCUGCCCAAGCCAAAGAAGUACAUAAGCUGUCUGUACGAACAUUUCGGUCUGACCUCGUUUAAGCCGCUGCAAUGGAAAGCGAUUCGCGCCCUGAUAGCACAGCCCCGCGGCGGGGAUGUGUGCGCGGUAAUAGCCACCGGCUAUGGCAAAUCGCUAACCUAUCAGUUUCCCGCCUUUUAUCUGAAGAAGGUGGUCGUUGUCAUAUCGCCGCUAAUCGCGCUGAUGGAGGACCAGGUGAACGCGCUGAAUCAGAAGUCGAAGACGGGACCGUGCGCCUGUCUGCUGGGCACCGCCCAAGAGGAUCGUGCCAUCAAGGAGCGCAUUUUGGCGCUGCAAUUCAAAUUGGUCUACGCAACGCCGGAGUAUAUAACCCGCGGCAAUGGUUUGAAGAUGUUGCGCGAUCUCGGCCACAAUCUGGCGCUGAUUGCCAUCGAUGAGGCGCACUGCAUCUCGAAGUGGGGCCACGAGUUUCGCCCCGCCUACCGCCAGCUCAGCCAGCUGCGUCUGGCUGUGCCCCAGGUGCGUCUCCUGGCGCUAACCGGCACCGCGACGCUGCGUGUGCGUCGCGACAUCUGCGAGCAGCUGCAGAUGCGCCGGCCGCAGCUGCUCUGCAGCGGCCUGGAUCGACCCAAUCUGGAGCUGACGGUGCGCCCGAAAGGCGCCAAUCUUUGGUCCGAUCUCCAGCCGUAUCUGAGCUGGGCCGACGAAGCGGCCGGCGCCGUCAUCAUCUACAGCAACACCAUACGCGAAACGGAGCACAUGGCCCUGGAGCUGUGCCGGCGGGGCAAACGCUGCCACAGCUACCACAGCAAGCUGCCGCUCGAGCUGAAGCGCAGCAAUCAGCAGGACUUUGCCAGCGAUCUGGUACGCAUCAUGGCGGCGACGACAGCCUUCGGCCUGGGCAUCGAUAAGCCCAACGUGCGCCUCGUCGUCCACUAUGGCGCGCCCAGCGACAUGGAGCGCUACUAUCAGGAGAUCGGACGCGCCGGCCGUGACGGCCUCGCGGCCAAGUGUGUGCUCUUCUGCGGCGACACGGACGCCGCCACGCAUCAGCGCCUGCAGCUGAGCCAGCCGCUGACGGCGCAGCGCAGCGAGGAGCUGCAGCAGCUGGCCCGCGCCAUGCUCGAGUACACACAGACCAGCCAGUGCCGCCGGCAAUAUAUACUCCGGUAUUUCGAUGAUCAGGCCACGCUGGCCGCACUCCAAAGGCGGCACAAUUGCUGCGACAAUUGCCGCAAGGCGCGUCAUCCGAAGGCGGCGCCGCCGCUCGAUCCCAGCCAGCUGGAUGUGAGCCGCGAAUCGCAGCUGCUGCUGGCCAUGCUGCGCGACGUUAACGGCCGCGUGGGCCUGGGCAGGCUGACGCUCGCCUUGCGCGGCUCCAGCAGCAAGCGCGUGCACAGCGAUUGCCGCCGUCACGAGAACUUUGGCAGCGGCGCUCAUCGUUCCAGUGUCUGGUACCGGGCUCUGGCCGAGCAGCUAAAGGCGACCGGCUACAUCAAGGAUGAGUUUCAGCGCAGCUCGAAGAGCGCCUUUGGCUUUCUGAUGCCGCAGGUCACGCUCAAGGGCUGCUGCUGGCUGGACGAGGAGCCAUCGAAUCGCGAGCCCAUCCACAUUCUGGCCGGCUUCCGGCUGGCCAGGCUGCGGCAAACGUGCAACAAGAAACCAUCAAAGGCUUCGCUAGACUGGGGCUCGGACAUAGACCUCGAUGAGCUGGACGAAUCUGUGGCUUGUGCGGAGCAAACGUCGCUUUCGUCCAGCAACGAUUCUGUUUGGGGUCCAGAUCUGGACAUUGACUUUCAGCAAAUCGACGAGGCGGUCAACGCCCAAUCCAAUUCCAAAACCCAAACUGCGCCACCUGCGGCUCCUGGCCAGCACGAGCUGGCGUCCCUGCUCGCCGACUGCCAGAAGAUCUUGCGCGAGGAGCAGGAGGAGAGCACGUGCACGCUCAAGGCGCGCAAGCGCGUCUGGCAAUACCUGGAGGGCAGCUACCAAAAGCAACCCCUCAUACCCAAGUACAAAUACGGCGCAAGGCCGACCAAAACCAACUGA